AUGGCGCGUUCCGCCCCCUCUUCAGAUCUGUCAGCACGGGAAGCGCCUGCAACCGGCGACUGCGAAUUGCCUGUCGACGCGAGCUCGUCCACCGGACGUGACGAUGGCUCGCCACGUGUGCGUCCCUGGGAAGGCACUCCUGGGCCGGCUGAUUCGCCGCAGCCCGAGAAAGGAGCGGAGAAAGUGGAGGUCGUGCAGCCACGAGAAGGGCUGCGGCGUCGCAAGAAGCUGAGGAAAGUCCUGGACAGCGAAAGCGGUGCGGAUGACGCCCGCGAUGCAACCGACACAAGUGCCACGUCGUCCGAGGAAGUCGCUUCUGACUGCUAUGGAUCUCCGCUAGCCCAAGCGGUCCCCGAAGACUCUCUCGCCAUGCAGUCUGGAGCGCCCUCACAGAGUGCGCUGGGCCGUUGCCUUGCUGCUCUCCCAACUGCCUCGCUUUCCUCGGAAGGGGUUUUACCUGCUCGAUGGCCCAGACCUGUCCAGUCGCUCGGGGACGCAAGCGGACUGCAGAGAGCGGAUGGGCAGUCAGCAGGCAUCGGAAACGCCUGCGCAGGUGCGAGUCUCUCUGCGGGAGUCGUGCCGAGUGCGCCGCGAAGCGUGGGUACGCGACGAAGCGCUCUUUCUUCGGGGACCGUUGGAGGCCUCGGGCCUCUCGGGCCGUCCUCGGUAGUGCCGAGCUUGUGGCGAGGCUUGCCAUCAGAGGGAGGCGCCAGCGCCCGGGGCAGAGCCUCUGUUCGCUUCACUCCCAACCUAAAUCGCGUGCUCGCCUCUCCUGAACCCUCCGCUCGCCUUUCGCAAGAGAAGGCGUCCGACUCGGGGAAAAAGGACACGAAACGCUCUGCCGGUCCUGGGGACAGCAGUCACCGCCUGGUUCCGGGAGACGGCUUCGCGUGGACAGGAAUGAUCUUGAGCAGCCAGAAACAUCAGGAAGCGGUCGCGCUCCGCGAAAAGAAGAAUGCAGCUGGCCAGGGAAGUGCGUCGAGGCCUGCCCUAGGCGAGCAAACCUGCAAGAUCAGACCCGACGCCCCGGCGAAAGAUGCUCGCGGACAGCGCCCUGGCUCCGCUCGAGACGGGAAAGGCCUGUGGGCAGAAAGCGCGUCGAGCUCGGGGCGCGUGGCGGCCGGAGUGUCCCUUUCAGCCCCUACGAAGAACGACGUGGGUCGGGAAAGGCUCGCAGGCGCACAGGGCCCGCCCGAUUCGGGGGGAGACAGUCCCCGUGCCGUCUCCCGGCCAGCUCUCAAGAGGGACGCACCACGCGACGGCAAAGGGACCCAUGACGACGGGAUCGUCGACGGCCGUAGGUGCUGGAAACGAGAAUUCGGAGAGGAGCUCGCCUGGGGGAUGCGCGCGUCUGCGACCGACGGCUCGUAUCUUCCCAUGUCUCUGCCUUUCAACCAGAAGUCGUUUCCUCGCCGGUCGGCUGCGGCGGCGCUGAUGGCGGCAGACGCAUCUGGGCACUUCCUCGGUGAACCCGGUGACUCUGCGUGCGCCGAAUCUCCGGGAUUCGCCUCGUUUAUGCUCCUCCAGUUGCCCCGUGUCCUUCCCCCUCUGGACAAAGACGCGAUGCGCAGGCAGCAGGUGCGCGACCGCACGCCCCAGACGCAGGCUCUGGGACCCGUCCCUGGGGUGGCGUCCGGGGCCGGAGAGAAGGCCGGAACCGCUCCCGCGCCCCGAGCCGCAGCGUUUGCCGACGAUCCAGUGACACUCAGCGAACUUCCAGAGGGUGCAAUCGGUCGGUUGCUGGUGCACAACAGCGGCCGCGUGGUCUGGUGUCUGGGCGGGCCACCAGAGCCGGCGGAGGAGACGAAGAAACGGCGAAGAAGACAGCGGCGGGACUUCCCGACGUGUCCGUGGGAAGCGCAAGUGUGUGCAGAGGAGAAAGCGGGGAAGGGGGAAGCAAAGGGGAAGGGGAGCUCCAGCGUAGAGCGCAGAAAGAAAGAAAAGCAAACGGAAACCCGACGCACCAACGGGCACGCGAUGCUAUCUGGAGCCGGACUUGAGGGGACAGGCGCGUCGAAGCAGGGCGUUGCCGCCUCCGACACAGAGGGAAGACGUGCGAGGCUGCGCCGAGGCAGCGUCAGCGACAACAGUGAUAACUCUGAGGGAGGACCGGAGGAAGGACUGCCAGGGAGCGCCGAGGCCCCAAUCGUCGGCCCAGGGAAACCCGAAGGCAAGGGCGGGAGACGCGUGCGUCGGAUUGAGAGUAGCGACGAAGAAGAUUGCAAAGCGGAGAAAGAGCGAACGGCGGCGGGGAGCGCGGCGAGAGGACGACGCGAAUCUUCAGGAGGGAAGGUGGACGCGCGACAAGUGAAGAAGGAAUUUGGAGAGGCAAACGCGAUUCUGUCGGCAGAUGGAGCACCGGGAUCAGACGCAGCAGCGCCGGGGGAAGUUGACAGCGAAACCACCAAAUCUUCCAGCCUGCCAGCCUGUGCAGGCGUGCGGCGUGGAGACGAUCGGCGGACGAGGGCCCGCAACGGAUCGCCUGCUGAGGCACGCGGCAGCUACUAUUUCAAGAUCGAUGUUGGCUGCGACUGCAUUUUCAAGCAAGAGUGCGCCGUCAUGUUGAAAGACACCAGAGAGUUCGUGUUUCUCGUUGCCCCCAACGGUUCGUCGUCGCGCCGCACGUGGAGAAACUGUUUCUCUCGUCCUCGGCCGACGACUCUCGGCGUGCGAAUAGCAGCCAAGUCGCGGCGCCGUAGUCUGUGA
Messenger RNA from Neospora caninum, 2706 nucleotides. RefSeq lists its product as hypothetical. The transcript has 3 exons. NCBI's taxonomy places the organism in Eukaryota, Apicomplexa, Conoidasida, Eucoccidiorida, Sarcocystidae. Gene Ontology annotation, cellular component: RNA polymerase III complex. Gene Ontology annotation, molecular function: DNA binding. Bases 1 to 2706 code for a protein of 901 amino acids. Gene Ontology annotation, biological process: transcription by RNA polymerase III. The record is from RefSeq and is a predicted model, not a curated record.